UCUCUCUCUCUCUCUCUCCCUCUCUCUCACACACACUACACGCAGUAACUAUCGCGGACACACUCUAUAAGAUAUGCAGCAGUGCAUCAACUUUGCUGGGCGUGUCCUGUUUCUUUUCCUCUCGUGAUCUAUAAUCUUUUGAUUUUUCUCUUAAACUGUCAUCUGGGAUCCUCUUUCUUUGGUUGUUUGAUCAGCUCUUCACGAGAUAAAGCUGAUUGUGUCCAGAACUUCACCCAGUUUUUCUUGUUAUUCUUUCAGGUUCCUGAGGAGAGUAAUCACAGCCGAUAUCAAUCCGUGAUUCUGGUUGAUAGAAUCAGUGGAAAUCCCGUGUUAAUUUUGCCUUGUUAGUUUCUUUUUGGUCUGAAAAGUAUUGUCAAAGUCAGGGGAAGAGACUGCUUUUUGUUUGUCAUAUAGGGGUGAGACCUGAGAGGGAAUGGCGACUAGGAACAUUGAGAAGAUGGCAUCAAUUGAUGCACAGUUGAGACUGUUGGCACCAGGGAAGGUCUCAGAAGAUGACAAGUUGGUGGAGUAUGAUGCCCUUUUGCUGGAUCGCUUUCUUGACAUUUUUCAGGACUUGCAUGGAGAGGAAAUUCGCGAAACGGUUCAAGACUGUUAUGAGCUUUCAGCGGAGUAUGAGAGGAAGCGUGACCCCCAAAAAUUGGAUGAACUUGGACGAAUGCUUACAAGUUUGGAUGCUGGAGAUUCCAUUGUGGUUGCCAAAUCUUUUUCCAACAUGCUUAACUUAGCCAACCUUGCUGAAGAGGUUCAGAUAGCUUAUAGACGUAGGUCAAAGUUGAAAAAACGUGAUUUUUCUGAUGAAGCCUCUGCAACAACUGAAUCUGAUAUAGAGGAGACCCUCAAGAGGCUAGUUGGACAACUAAAAAAGUCCCCAGAAGAGGUUUUUGAUGCUUUAAAGAACCAAACUGUAGAUCUGGUCCUCACAGCACAUCCAACUCAGUCUGUUCGUAGAUCUCUGCUUCAAAAGCAUGCGAGGAUCCGGAAUUGUUUGACUCAGUUGUAUGCCAAAGACAUCACUCCUGAUGAAAAGCAGGAGCUUGAUGAGGCUCUACAAAGAGAGAUUCAAGCUGCAUUUCGGACUGAUGAAAUCAGGAGAAAUCCGCCGACUCCACAAGAUGAGAUGAGGGCAGGAAUGAGUUACUUCCAUGAGACAAUAUGGAAGGGGGUCCCUAAAUUCUUACGCCGUGUUGACACUGCCUUGAAGAAUAUUGGAAUAAAUGAACGUGUUCCAUAUAAUGCUCCUGUCAUUCAAUUUUCUUCUUGGAUGGGCGGGGAUCGCGAUGGUAACCCAAGGGUAACCCCAGAAGUUACAAGAGAUGUGUGCUUAUUGGCUAGAAUGAUGGCUGCUAAUUUGUAUUUUUCUCAGAUAGAGGAUCUUAUGUUUGAGCUUUCUAUGUGGCGUUGCAGUGAAGAACUUCGAGCUCGUGCAGAUGAACUUCAUAGGUCUUCAAGAAGAGAUGCAAAACACUUUAUUGAGUUUUGGAAGCAAAUUCCACCAAAUGAGCCUUAUCGUGUUAUUCUUGGUGAUGUGAGGGAUAAGCUGUAUAAUACUCGUGAACGUGCUCGACAAUUACUAGCCACUGGGAUCUCUGAUAUUCCUGAAGAAGCAGCAUUUGCUAAUCUUGAACAGUUUCUGGAGCCUCUGGAGUUGUGUUACAGAUCGCUGUGUGCUUGUGGUGAUCGACCAAUUGCCGAUGGAAGCCUUCUUGAUUUUCUGAGGCAAGUUUCAACAUUUGGACUUUCAAUGGUGAGACUCGAUAUCCGACAAGAAUCAGAUAGGCACACUGAUGUUCUAGAUGCCAUCACUAGACACCUAGUGAUUGGAUCCUACCGAGAGUGGUCAGAGGAACGCAGACAGGAAUGGCUUUUAUCUGAACUUAGUGGAAAACGUCCUCUAUUUGGUCCUGAUCUUCCCAAAACUGAAGAAAUUGCUGACGUGUUGGACACCUUUCAUGUCAUUGCCGAACUUCCAUCAGAUAACUUUGGGGCCUAUAUAAUUUCAAUGGCUACUGCUCCAUCAGAUGUGCUUGCUGUAGAACUUUUGCAACGUGAAUGCCAUGUGAAAACUCCACUCAGGGUUGUUCCAUUAUUUGAAAAACUUGCUGAUCUUGAGGCUGCACCAGCUGCUGUGGCUCGGCUGUUUUCAAUAGAUUGGUACCGUAAUCGAAUCAAUGGUAAACAAGAAGUCAUGAUAGGAUACUCUGAUUCAGGAAAGGAUGCAGGUCGUCUUUCUGCAGCUUGGCAGAUGUACAAGGCUCAAGAGGAGCUUGUAAAGGUGGCAAAACAAUAUGGAGUUAAACUAACAAUGUUCCAUGGCCGAGGAGGGACCGUUGGAAGAGGAGGAGGUCCCACGCAUCUUGCUAUAUUAUCUCAGCCUCCAGAUACCAUUCAUGGGUCACUUCGGGUUACUGUUCAAGGAGAAGUUAUUGAACAGUCUUUCGGGGAAGAGCAUUUAUGUUUCAGAACCCUCCAGCGUUUUACAGCGGCUACUCUGGAGCAUGGAAUGCAUCCCCCUGUCUCACCAAAGCCAGAAUGGCGCGCACUUAUGGACGAGAUGGCUAUUGUUGCUACAAAAGAGUAUCGUUCUGUAGUUUUCCAGGAGCCUCGAUUCGUUGAGUAUUUCCGUCUAGCAACACCAGAGUUAGAGUAUGGUCGAAUGAACAUUGGGAGUCGUCCAGCAAAAAGGAAGCCAAGUGGUGGAAUUGAAUCCCUCAGAGCUAUUCCAUGGAUAUUUGCAUGGACUCAGACAAGAUUUCAUCUUCCAGUCUGGCUUGGCUUUGCGGCUGCAUUUAAAUAUGUCAUUGAUAAAGAUAUCAGAAAUCUGCAAAUGCUCAAGGAUAUGUACAAGGAAUGGCCCUUUUUUAGAGUGACAAUUGACUUGAUUGAAAUGGUUCUUGCUAAGGGAGACCCAGAAAUUGCUGCUUUGUACGACAAGCUACUAGUCUCAGAGGAACUGUGGUCAUUUGGAGAGCGCUUGAGGUCUAACUAUGAAGAAACUAAGAACCUCAUCCUUCAGGUUGCUGGUCACAAGGAACUUCUUGAAGGAGACCCUUACUUGAGACAAAGACUCAGACUUCGUGAUCCAUACAUUACCACAUUGAACGUAUGCCAAGCCUACACAUUAAAGCGAGUCCGUGAUCCUAGCUACAAUGUGAAGGUGAGGCCACACCUAUCAAAGGAAAUCACAGAUUCAUUGCCAUCAAGCAAAUCAGCUUCUGAGCUGGUCAAGCUUAACCCGAGCAGCGAGUAUGCUCCGGGAUUGGAAGACACUCUCAUCUUGACCAUGAAAGGAAUUGCCGCUGGAUUGCAGAACACCGGCUAAGGGUUGGAACACAUUGCAUUUGUUCUAAAACCUGAUGCCUGCUAAGUUAAUACAAAUACAAUGACUCGGGAGAAACAUAUGGCAGCUGGUGUCACAUCAUGUUUGCUUUAAAAGUGAGGCCCGUUAAGUUUUACUAUGAAGAGAAUAUCUGAGUAAUAGAUGUUAGCUGUUUCAAGUUUGUGAUUGUGUUAUAAAACUGCCUCCCUCAGAAUCUGCAUCGCUGCAGAUAAUAAAGCAGUUAUUGAUUUUUACUCUUCA
Messenger RNA from Coffea eugenioides, 3598 nucleotides. Its product is annotated as phosphoenolpyruvate carboxylase 2-like. Lineage: Eukaryota; Viridiplantae; Streptophyta; Magnoliopsida; Gentianales; Rubiaceae. The record is from RefSeq and is a predicted model, not a curated record. Gene Ontology annotation, molecular function: phosphoenolpyruvate carboxylase activity. The transcript is spliced from 10 exons. Gene Ontology annotation, cellular component: chloroplast; cytosol; apoplast. Gene Ontology annotation, biological process: tricarboxylic acid cycle; carbon fixation; leaf development. The coding region runs from base 434 to 3340 and encodes 968 amino acids.